Marchantia polymorpha subsp. ruderalis is the source of this 1567-nucleotide messenger RNA. The record is from the annotation of a GenBank genome assembly. NCBI's taxonomy places the organism in Eukaryota, Viridiplantae, Streptophyta, Marchantiopsida, Marchantiales, Marchantiaceae.
AUGGGGGCGGGAGGUAAAGGAUCGAAGGGGCGGGAGGCAGAAAGGAGGGCGGGGGGUAAAGGAUCGAAGGAUGGAAAGGGGAGGAACAGGGGCUGGGGCUGGGGCAGGGGCAGGGACAAGGACAGAAGGAGAGCGGACCGAGGCUGGGCCUCUGAGCCCCUGAGGCCCUGGGAGGAGCAGGUCGCCGCUGGUGCACAUAAUGCACCACAUGCUUGGAAGGAGCAGCCUCGGCCUCAUCGAAGAAAAGCGCCCGCGAAUUUCGAAGAAUUUCGGCCCGAGGAGAGGAACGUCGUAAGCGGGGCCGGUGCUGGCGCUCAUCUACAACGUUGCGCGGUUGAUGGUGAUGAUGAUGAAGGAGGAGGAGGAGGAGGAGGAGCGGCGGCGGGGGCAGCAGCAGGGGCAGGGGCAGGGGCAGAAGGGGGAGAAGGGGGAGCGGAAGGUGGUUAUGGUUACGGGGAGGACGCAGUCUGCGGAGAUGCGCAGAAUGUGAGGACGGGGACGGCGACGGGGUUGGACCUUUCUUUCUUGCGCUUUCUUUUUCGUCUUGUCGCGUCUCGUCUCGUCGGGGGCGUCGGCUGCGUCAGCCAUUACGUGGUCCGCCAAAAUCUGCAAAAACUAUUGCUGCGCGGAGAGAUGGCACUGUCACUCGACGCACGACGGAAAUGGAGUUUUUGCGCGUCUGUGGUAAUGAUAGACCUUUUCUGUCGAGGAUCUUUCGUUUUGCUCUUUGUUCCUGGACUUGAUUCCCGAUCGGCCCCUUUGACACGCUUUUUCAAACCUCGCGAGCCCCCGUCCCGUGCUCUGAUGAUCGUCGUCGAUCCGCCCUCCUGCCCACGCCGGAGCCGCACCUGUCGCCCCCUCUGCCCACUGGGGGCUGACUUUCGCCCAUUGACUCGCAGCUCCCGGUGUCUCGUCGACCGGGCGUUUCUUGAGUUACAGCUGAAUGUCGUCGAAGAUUUUGAGCUUGUGCGUGUCUAAUUGAGCUUAUCGGAAGAUUUUCACCCGGGGCUGCACUUGACAGAGCUCGGUUCUGCUUCUGUUCGUGAAUUGUUGGUUCCUUACAACUGGUUGCUGUGCCAAGAUCGUUAGCUCGCUCGACCCCGGUGAAAUUUUCGCGCCUUGGUCCUCCUCCUCGUACAGUCGAAAUACGAGAGCUGCUGUAGGGGCAGGAUAAUCCUUGACAUUAUGUUGCGGAGGGCCUCUCGGUCGGUCUGUCCCUCGACCUUAGUCGCAGAAUUUACUCGCAAUUCAUCGCACACAAGCCUUUAGAGGUGGCGGUCGCUGAACCGUUUGCGGAUUGAGGUUCCGUCCAUGACAUUCCAGUGUCUGAUGGGGCUUGUCAGCAGCUAUCGCACCCCGCUUGCCUUGGUUGACUUUCACGAGUGGAAAACGAAACCCCCAGGGAUGUUAUGUCGAGAAUUUGGAAUUGGUGGAGGGCUGGAGAACCAACAAUCUGAAGAAGAAGGAAGGAAUCAUAUACUGAAGUCGGAUAUCCAUGCAACAAGUUCACGCCGUCUGCUGCAGCGGAUGAGUGAGACCGUUUGAAUUCGGCAGGGUCUGGUUGCAG